GUGCCGCACAAUAACUCAAAGGGAGAUAUUCGCCUUCAUGCAUGAAGAAACAACGUGAGGCUGUUGUGUCUGGAUGAAAAAGACAAAAACUGAUUUGGCAUCAACCUGCAACAGGCAUUAUGUGUGAUCUGGACCUGUUUUAUGAAGCGAUACGUGGGCCUCGACUCCUUCUCCUCCCGGGGGUCAUCAUCAUGUGCUGCUUUUUGUCUUCACCGUGCCACUGGGUAGCCUCCCAGAAGAAAACAGCAUGUAACGUGGAGGACAACAGAGCUGACUGCAGCCACCUCAGUCUGAACGAAGUUCCUGCAAACCUUCCCAGUAACAUCACCAGCCUGGACAUGUCUCACAACAGACUGGUGGCUCUGGCUCCUGUCUCACUGGCUCCAUACACAGGACUCCUCCACCUUGAUGCUGGCUUCAACAGUAUCACCAGGCUGGAGGAAGGUUUGUGCCUGAGGCUGGCUUUGCUGCAGAUGCUCAAUAUGGAACACAAUGAAGUGCAUUUGCUGCAGCGUGAGGAUCUGAUCCACUGUGUCCAUCUGACGUGGUUAAAUAUGGCUGGUAACAGGCUGAAAAUCCAAGGAGAGCUUUUCUCUGCACUAACGAGUUUACAGUUUCUUGAUGUUUCCAAAAACAACCUACGGUCGGCCAAGCUCGGCACUCAACCCCAACUCCCCAGCUUGGUGACCCUCAGAUUGUCGUUCAAUAGCAUCACCACUCUAAAGAAAGAUGACUUUUUCUUCCUUAACCAGUCUUUUCUGCAAGUCCUCGACCUGACAUCAGUGUCUCUGAAAACGGUGGAGCCUGGUUGCUUACAGCCUAUUUCGAGCUUGAACACUUUGAUCGUAGAUGGGAACAAUCUUGGCACUUUGGUGAUUUCCAAACUCUGCUCAGAGCUCUCAGACACGGCCAUCAGAUCUUUGUCUCUUCAGAAAGUGAAGCUGGUGACACUCACAAAAUCAACCUUUAAAGGGCUUGAAAACACAAAUUUAACCUUUUUGGAUCUAUCGGACAAUAGCAUGGGUAAAAUCGAGGAAGGCUCUUUUCAGUGGUUGCCCACGCUGCGGAAUCUAACGUUGGUGGACAACAACAUCAAGCAUUUGAACAAGGACACAUUUCAGGGGCUGAAAUGUUUGACAAAACUCAACCUGAGGAAGGCCCUGGUGAAGAGUCGGACCUCUUCAACUCCAAUUAUUGACGAUUUCUCCUUCCAACCAUUGGGUGCGCUGGAGACUUUAGUAUUACAGAGAACGGCUGUUCGUGAACUCACAGAACAGACCUUCACAGGCUUGACAAGCCUUCAAGAACUUGAUAUAAGCUGGAGCAGCUAUGCAUCACUCCGAAACAUCACCAACAAGACUUUAGCCUCGCUUGCUGGAUCGCCUCUCCGAAAGCUUAUUCUCACAGGCACAGCAAUAACAAACAUUGGCCCCGGAGCCUUCUCCAGUUUGAAGAACCUCACCCAUCUUUUUCUAGAUUUUAACUUUAUCAGGCAAACUCUUACAGGGAAAGAGUUUGAUGGCCUCAGCCAAGUUCAAGUGAUUAAUCUUUCCAAUAAUCACCAGACAAUUGAGCUAAGCUUCAAAUCAUUUAUCAAUGUGCCCAAUCUUCAGGUGCUGACAUUGGGAAAAAGCUUGUCAGGGACAACCUUGUACCUGGAACCUUCUCCAUUCAAGCCCCUGGUGAAUCUCACCAUCCUGGAUCUCAGUAACAAUAACAUUGCCAACAUCCGACCAGAUAUGCUGGAUGGACUCACAAACCUCAAGACACUGAGGCUUCAGCACAAUAACUUAGCCCGGAUGUGGAAGAGAGCCAACCUCGGUGGACCAGUCCUGUUUCUAAGAGGGGUUCAGAGAUUGUCAAUUCUGGACUUGGAUAAUAACGGGCUGGAUGAGAUCCCGCUGGAAGCUCUAAGAGGUUUGACAAACUUGCAUGAAUUAAGCCUUGCCAACAAUCUUCUGAAUACACUUAUGGACACUGUUUUCGAUGAUUUGCUCUCGCUCCAGCUUUUACGUUUACAGAAGAACCUGAUUACCACUGUGAGGCCAACAGUGUUUGCACAACCUCUGGCCAACCUCAGCUUGCUUGCCAUGGACAGAAAUCCAUUUGACUGUACCUGUGAGAGCAUCUUAUGGUUUGUGACUUGGUUGAAUCACACAAAAACCACCAUAGCUCCUGGUCUCAAACACCAGUAUAUAUGCAACACUCCCCUCGCUUACUUUAACCACUCAGUCAUGGAAUUUGACACACUAUCUUGCAAAGACAUGGCCCCGUUUUGGGCUCUUUAUGUGCUGAGCAGCACGGUUGUUACUACUGUGAUUGUAAUUGCACUUCUGGUGCGCUUCCAUGGCUGGCGAAUUCAGUUUUUUUGGAACAUUGUGGUCAGUCGUACCUUAGGAUUCAGUGAUGCCAAAGCUGAAGAAGGCAGAGAGUUUCAGUAUGACGCUUAUAUCAUACAUGCAGAGGAAGACGCCAGCUGGGUAGAGAGAAGGCUCAUCCCCUUAGAAGAGGACAACUGCAGAUUUUGUUUGGAAGACCGGGAUUCAGUUCCUGGGAUGUCACAACUGGCAUCUAUUGUGGACAAUAUGAGAAAUUCACGAAAAAUCUUGUUCGUCAUCACUGAAAAUCUUGUAAAUGACUCCUGGUGUAGACUAUUUAAAGCCCACCACGCCCUUCACCAGGUCAUCGAAGCCAGCAGGGACUCUGUGGUCCUGGUUUUUCUGCAGGAUGUGCACGACAGCAGACUGUUUCGCUCACUUUACCUUCGCAGAGGAAUGUUACGUCCAAGCUGCAUCCUCCACUGGCCCGUCCAGAAGGAGCGGGUACCUGCAUUUCGCCAGAAGCUCUUCAUUGCACUUGGCAUGACGAAUCGACUGCAGGAGUAACUGCAUUAGCAAUAUUAGAAUAUUCCACUUAAACUGUGUCAUGGGAUUAUGAAAUGCUACCAGUUACUAAACCGUUUGCUCUAUAUGUAUGUGGAUAUUCAUCUUAUUUGCAGCUCAGAAACUCAACUCGGAGGUUAUUUGAUGAUUUUGAAUUACAGUGUUUUACAAGUAUUGUUUAACUGAACAAGACCUCUGACAUUUGUUCCUUCAAAAAUAUGCAGAAACCCCUGACAUCUUGUGGUCAUAAAAAUCAAUGACAUCCUUUUGUGUGCUUCAAAUCUCAUCCAAAAGGCUCAUUUAAAUAUUGCAAACACCAUACUCUUUUUUUUUUUCUGAUAAUGUUGUAUUAUUUAAAUAAAUAUUGAGAGUGUCAUACAAUUUUGCUGCAAAAACAGCUCAAUUUCAAUUUCAAUUCAAUUCAGCUUACCGGCCACUUUAUUAGGUACAUUUUGCUC
Thalassophryne amazonica is the source of this 3340-nucleotide messenger RNA. It is a transcript of the gene tlr3, whose product is annotated as toll-like receptor 3. Gene Ontology annotation, cellular component: membrane. Gene Ontology annotation, molecular function: protein binding; transmembrane signaling receptor activity. Gene Ontology annotation, biological process: inflammatory response; toll-like receptor signaling pathway; immune response. The coding region runs from base 120 to 2885 and encodes 921 amino acids. The transcript has 5 exons. The record is from RefSeq and is a predicted model, not a curated record. Lineage: Eukaryota; Metazoa; Chordata; Actinopteri; Batrachoidiformes; Batrachoididae.